UCUCCUCAGCAUAUUUUCAGCCUUGCGAGGAUUGUGCUAGUGUUGAGUGCGGUGAAUAAGUGUGAUCUACGAUUAUUAAUUUCGUUAGUGAAAAAUCAUUAAAAGUGUUAAUUACCUUUGAUUAUUUCGUAAUGGUCGUGUUUUAAAUAAUUUUUUCAUGUUUAUUUGUUGAUUUUUUUGGGCCAUCAAUUUAAAAAUAUGUGGUUGUGCUAUGUUGUGAAUGUGUACAGAUGAAAUUCAUAUUUGUUGUUCAUGAUUUUCUAUCUCGAUGCUUAUAAAAUUGCAAUGGAAAACAAACGUAAUUAACAUUGAUCGAGUGAUGUUUUUGAAUUAAUUGUGGCAGUUACCGGAAAAUUAAUUUAUUGUGAUUGUAAUUUUUAUUUUUAUGAAUUGAUUCCAUACAAAUUUUUGAUAUGAGUUGGGGAACGGAGCUUUGGGAUCAGUAUGAAAAUUUAUCGUUGCAUACUCAAAAAGGAAUCGAAUUUCUCGAAAGGUAUUCCCAUUUUAUUCGGGAUCGAUGCGCCAUUGAAAUGGAAUAUGCUGCAAAACUUCGAAGACUGGUCAAGAAUUAUCAACCUAAGAAAAAAGAAGAGGAAGAUUACCAAUUUACCUCAUGUAGAGCGUUCAAAAAAGUUAUGGGAGAGGUGACUGAUUUAGCUGGCCAGCAUGAAGUUAUUGCUGAAAAUUUACAGUCUGAUGUUAUUAGAGAAAUUACCUGUUUAGUUAAGGAUUUUAAAGAAGAAAGAAAAAAGUAUUUACAAGACGGAGCCAGAUGUAUGACCGCAUUGUCUAGUCAAAUCGCAGCUUUAGAAAGGGCGAAGAAAAAUUAUGAAAAAGCGUCCAGAGAGGCGGAACGCGCGUUAGAUAAUUUUCAACGAGCCGACGCCGAUUUUAAUUUAUCUAGAGCCGAGGUCGAAAAACAAAGGAUAAAUAUGUCUAUUAAGAAUCAACACUGCGAUGAAUCAAAAAACGAAUACGCCAGUCAGUUACAAAAAACCAACGAAUUACAGUAUCAACAUUAUCAGGUUUUAAUGCCAGAGAUAUUCAGACAGCUGCAAGAAUUGGAUGAAAAAAGAAUCCGAAAUAUUAGAAAUUUCAUGGCUCAUUCGGCCGAAGUAGAAAGAAAAGUUUUCCCUAUUAUUAAUCAAUGUUUAGAUGGUAUAGUCAACGCAGCCAAUGAAAUCAACGAAAAAGACGACAUGAAAAUGGUGAUAGAAAAAUACAAAUCUGGCUUCCAACCCCCGGAAGACAUACCGUUCGAAGACUUAAGCCGCGAAGGCGACUCGUCAACGUCGAAAGGCUCCGUAAUCAGCGCACACACCAAUCACGGUCUAAGUAAACCCGAAAAAACGAUUAAAGGUACAUUAUCAGGCUCAAAGCACAAAAAACGAGGAGUUUUACUAGGCAUAUUCGGCUCGAACAAAAAGCUAAUGGAUGUUUGCCAGUCCGUAAAGAACAAUAUUCCUUCUUUGUAUGGCGAUCAUAAGGAGGACUUUAAUGAUUUACCACCCAACCAAAGAAUGAAGAAAUUACAACAGAGAAUCGACGAAAUACAAACGAAAAUACAACAAGAGUCUGCUACCAGGGAUGGCCUCAUGAAAAUGAAAGGCGUUUAUGAACAAAAUCCAGCUUUAGGUGAUCCGAUGUCAAUCGAAGGGCAACUUAAUGAAUCCAGCCAUAGACUAGAUAAGCUGCGAAUUGAAUUGAAAAAAUUCCAAGAUUUAUUAGAAGGAGUCGAACGAAAUAGUCCGGCUGGAAAGAGAAAAAAUUCGUAUACUAUGGCUACCACGAAUGGUGUCCAGCAAAAUGGUAAUCACGACACCUCGGUGACAGAUGGCCGACGAAAUUCUAGUAUUAGAGAUGAAGGAUCGCUGAGCAGAUCAGCAUCUGAUUCGAGUAUGACUGCGCAGAACAAUAUGAAAAUUAAUCAUAAGCAAAAUUCACCGAAUUCGACAAUGUUACCUUCUAAUAACCACGGCUACUCUAACAGUCCCGAAUCUGGUAUUAGCACAUCACAUACUUCAUUACCGGACGCUGGUGACUUUCCCGAAUACUACGACGCGCCAGAGUUGGGUACUUGUAGAGCUCUCUAUCCAUUCGAAGCUACCAGCGAAGGUUCGAUUCCUAUGUACGACGGAGAAGAGUUACUGAUAAUAGAAUUGGACCAAGGAGACGGAUGGACCAGAGUGAGAAGAAGGAAUGAUAACGAAGAAGGUUUCGUGCCAACCUCGUACAUAGAAUGCAACGUUUACAAUAGUUAAGAUUUCAUUUCCCAUUCUAGUUCAUUAUUUUAAAUUAAACUUUUUUUUUACAAUGUCGAAGCCAUGUUUUGUAUUUGAUUAUUAAUUGUGUAAAUUUUUGAAAUUUGUUUUAAUUUAUAUUAGCAUUUUGAUCUAGAUUUUUAGAACAAGUACGAACAAUUUAAAUCGAUUUAUUUUUACGGUUAUUAUUUUCUUCUUUUCUUUUUUUUUAAAAUACCCGAUCGUUGUAUACAUACUUUGUUGUUUUUUAACUCAACAAAAUUAUUCGUAUACUUACCUACCAUUUACCCUUUCUUUUUUUUAAUUUACUUUUUUUUACAUUCCACUAUCUCGAAGUGAUUACCAAGUUUUGUUUAAUAUUUUUGUGCGAAUUUUUACGUAGUGAUAACGAUGCUCAAUCGUUGAUGGGAAAUUUAAGCGAGGUUGAUUGAAUUUUUACAAUUUUUUUCGUCAUAAUUUAUGUAUUGUUAUUGUAAGGUUGUAAAAAUUGUUAGUGAAAAGUUACAUAUAUGCUCAAGAUUAGACCGCGUAUUUUUUUCCAUGUUUUAACAUUUGUGGUUGUAAAAUGUAUUAAUUUUUUGAAUUUUAUGUGUCUGAAUUUCGUGUCUGUGGUGACACGAUGAUGAUGGAAAUUUUCAAUUUUGACGUCGAGGACUUUGUUUUGUGAAAUUGGGAGACGUUGCGUGAACUAUUAUUAUAUUAUUAUUUGUUGAAUGAUAUCUACUUUUUUUAAAUUUCAAUUUUUUUCUCGUUUCGAAGAUUUAAGUAUGGUAUGUUUUUUUAUUAUUGUUUUUUUUUUUUUUUGUAGGUGAUACCAAUAAAUAUGUCAAUAAAGGAGUUUAUAUUGAAACAUAAUAGUUAACGCUUAAAUACUUACGAAUAAUGUACAUAUAAUUUAUUUUUUAAUUUCCCUUCUUUUUUCUUCUUUCUUUUUUAUAUAGAAAGUGGUGUAAAUUUGUUAUUUUGUGAUAGAAUAUUUUUGUAUACUUAAUUUUCAAAUAAACUUAAUUUUAUUGUUUAUCAA
This is a messenger RNA of Planococcus citri (citrus mealybug), 3285 nucleotides long. It is a transcript of the gene Cip4, whose product is annotated as formin-binding protein 1-like Cip4. The coding region runs from base 414 to 2261 and encodes 615 amino acids. Gene Ontology annotation, biological process: signal transduction. The transcript has 13 exons. The record is from RefSeq and is a predicted model, not a curated record. NCBI's taxonomy places the organism in Eukaryota, Metazoa, Arthropoda, Insecta, Hemiptera, Pseudococcidae. Gene Ontology annotation, molecular function: protein binding.